AUGUCGUUCAAGCCGGUCGGCCGAGGCGCUAAUCGGACCGGCAUCGCACCUGGCAACAGGCUGGUGGCCGCCGGGCCAGCUACCACUGAUUCCGGUCUCGCCGACAACAACCCACCGCCUACGCCGACCCUGCGCAUGCUUCCUCCCACUAACGAAGUCAGUGUACGGUGGUUCUAUGGCGCCUGCUCCUUUGAGCGGACCGCCGAGGUACAUGUGUGUUUUGAAAGGAUGCACCUCCGACGCGGCGCGCCCAGCCCCGGAAAGGACGAUACCAAAGACAACGGCGCGAGCCGCAAGGAGACCCCUCCCGCGGUGGCGGGCCUGCUGGUCGUCAGCCUCACGGGCGGCCGCCAGAGUGUCGGGCGUUUCCGUCCGGACAUGGUCGGGAGGGCCGGCGGCCGGCCCGGAUGA
This is a messenger RNA of Gaeumannomyces tritici R3-111a-1, 411 nucleotides long. RefSeq lists its product as hypothetical. Bases 1 to 411 code for a protein of 136 amino acids. Lineage: Eukaryota; Fungi; Ascomycota; Sordariomycetes; Magnaporthales; Magnaporthaceae. The transcript has 2 exons. The record is from RefSeq and is a predicted model, not a curated record.